This is a messenger RNA of Hemibagrus wyckioides, 654 nucleotides long. RefSeq names its product anaphase promoting complex subunit 13 (gene anapc13). Gene Ontology annotation, biological process: protein K11-linked ubiquitination. The record is from RefSeq and is a predicted model, not a curated record. Gene Ontology annotation, cellular component: anaphase-promoting complex. The transcript is spliced from 3 exons. The coding region runs from base 290 to 514 and encodes 74 amino acids. NCBI's taxonomy places the organism in Eukaryota, Metazoa, Chordata, Actinopteri, Siluriformes, Bagridae.
AAUAAUGGAACAAGAUGGCGGGAAAACGUCAUCAAAAAGCGACCUAACGGGCUGUACUUUUCAUACUAUUAUUUUCCCUACCCGUACUUGUACAAACCCCGCCUCUCUGUGUUGGGAUUGGCCAGUAAAUUCACACUUCCUACAUGAGUAGCCAAUUCUAACGCAGGAGGCUUUAUUUUUUUCGAAUACGGGUGGGUAAAUAACGCGUGCUGGGUGGGUUUUUGCUUGGUCGAGACAAGACGGAGAUUUUUUGCGUGAUUAUUUUUGUUUAGGUUUAAAAGCUCGGCUGAUGGACAGUGAAGUUCAGAGGGACGGCAGAGUGCUGGAUCUGACCGAUGACGCGUGGAGGGAGGACCGGCUACCUUACGAAGAUGUAACGAUCCCUCAGAGUGAACUUCCAGAGGCUGAACAGGAUAACGGAGGAUCCACCGAGUCGGUCAAAGAGCAAGAAAUGAAGUGGUCUGACUUGGCCUUGCAAAGUUUGCAUGAAAAUACUCCAAGCACUGGGACAUAACUGAUUUAUUUCAUAAGUUAGGUUGAAUGCAAGUUGUUGAGAUAUAUAAUCUAUAAUUUAACCUAAUAAAACAAAAUGUGUGUCUGGCUGUUCAUACACUUACUGUUUUCCAAAUAAAACUUAGAUAUGUAAAUAGCAAA